UUUAUCAGGCGUGUGUAACUCAUCGGCAGCUCAUGUUGUCCGGGACCGGCUCAGACGACGGAUCUCGCCCACCGUCUGACUCCGCUGGUCGCAGGGAUCCUCCUGGAGCGCACACAUCCUCCUGCAUCCUUCACCGGCCUCUGACAGGAUGCUGCUUCCUCUCAUUAUCGCGCUUUUACUGCCCGCAGGAGUGGUCAGUCUGUGCCCUGAAGACGACAAUGAUCUCGACCUGGAUCCUCCUGAGGUCGUUAUAGAAUAUGGAGCAGAGACGUUGGUGAACUGCACGACCACAAAUGAUGAUUUUCAAGAGAUGUAUUGGAGCGAUGGAACCGGCCAGCGCAUCACGGAAGACGAGGAGACUUUCAUUUCCUGGCCGCUGUCGGCCUCAGAUUGGGACGUGAAAGCCUCAUGCACCAUAAAGCUAAAUAAGUCCCAUGAGUGCAGCAAGGACCUUAAAAUAACUGUUUACAAGAGACCAGACAGGGUUUACUUGCAUCCUUUAGAGGCUCUGGUGGAAGGAAGACAACACCAGCUGCACUGUGACAUCAUCAAUGUUGCUCCUGUAGAGAACCUCACUGUGAGGUGGUACGCAAACAAUACAUUGAUGAAGACGCAGUCUUUCAAGCAAACAACCAAAACACCAGUGAACGAGUCGUCCACUCUGCCAGUCACCUUCAGACGAGACGACAGUGUGGUUCUGUUCAGAUGUGAGGCUCACUUGGACUUUGACUCAGAUGCUCUGGUUACCUCGGACCUGCUAUUUGUUCCGGUGCACUAUGCUCCUGAGCUCAACAUUAUUACCAACCAGGUUUUACAUGUGCAAGAGGGUGAUAAUGUCACCCUGGAAUGUGAAAUUGAUGCAAACCCUCCUCCUGAGUAUCAGUGGACCAGCGACAAAGGGAACGUGUGGGACAACACAAACAAGCUCACUGUUACUAAUAUUCGUGUAAGUGCAGACUACAACUGCACAGGCACCAACUAUCUGGGAAGCACGACGAGGCAAAUCCAUAUUAAUGUGACAAACGUCAUCAUGGAAACCGCAGCAUCAGCACCAGUAGAUGAUACAGAUUGCUCUCCGACAUUAACCCCUUCUAAACUAGCGGUGAGAUUUGGGGAUCCAGUUUCAAUUGACUGCAACGUUUCAGCGUCUAAUUUUGAGGGAAUGGGUUGGGAAGCUACGACUGGAGGCACUGGACUGUUAGAGUCGUCCUUUUCCACCUGGAGAGUUGACAAUCUAAACGUCUGGGACCCAAAACCUUCCUGUUAUGUCACUCUGUUAAAUGGACGACAGUGUGUUUCAAAACCAUCUAUCACUGUUUACAAGAGACCGGACAGGGUUUACUUGCAUCCUUUAGAGGCUCUGGUGGAAGGAAGACAACACCAGCUGCACUGUGACAUCAUCAAUGUUGCUCCUGUAGAGAACCUCACUGUGAGGUGGUACGCAAACAAUACAUUGAUGAAGACGCAGUCUUUUAACCAAACGACUAAAACACCAGUGAACGAGUCGUCCACUCUGCCAGUCACCUUCAGACGAGACGACAGUGUGGUUCUGUUCAGAUGUGAGGCUCACUUGGACUUUGACUCAGAUGCUCUGGUUACCUCGGACCUGCUAUUUGUUCCGGUGCACUAUGCUCCUGAGCUCAACAUUAUUACCAACCAGGUUUUAAAAGUGCAAGAGGGUGAUAAUGUCAUCCUGGAAUGUAAAAUUGAUGCAAACCCUCCUCCUGAGUAUCAGUGGACCAGCGACAAAGGGAACGUGUGGGACAACACAAACAAGCUCACUGUUACUAAUAUUCGUGUCAGUGCAGACUACAACUGCACAGGCACCAACUAUCUGGGAAGCACGACGAGGCAAAUCCACGUUUAUGUGACAAACGUCGCCACGACAACCGCAGCAUCAGCACCAGUAGAUGGUACAGUUUGUGGCAGCUUGCCGGUACAGUUGACAAGUUCCAUGAAACCGAUGGAAUGUGUGACAGAUUCAGAUUGCUCUCCGAUAUUAACCCCUUCUAAACUAGCGGUGAGAUUUGGGGAUCCAGUCUCAAUUGACUGCAACAUUUCAGCGUCUAAUUUUAAGGGAAUGGGUUGGGGAGCUACGACUGGAGGCACCGUAUAUUUGUUGUCACCCAGAUUGUCCAGCUGGAGAGUUGACAAGAUGGAAGUAUGGGACCCAAAACCUUUCUGUUAUGUUUUGUUAAAUGAACGUCGCUGCGUUUCGGAAUCAUCUAUCACUGUUUACAAGACCCCGGACAAUGUUUUAAUUUCUGCAUUUUCUCAUAAACCCAUGGUGGAGGGCACAGAGUACCCGCUGACGUGUUUCAUCAGCAGCGUGGCUCCUUUACAGAAUCUCACUGUGCGAUGGUACCAGAGCAGCAAACUUCUGCACACAGAUGUGUUCUAUGAGGCGAAUGGAAAUGUCACAAAGACUCCUGAGAGUCGGGCCUUCACGUUGAGAGUGGUUCCUGAGCGAGGCCACGAUGGGACACCUUUUGAAUGUGAGGUUGAGCUGCAUCUCGGGCAAGAAGUACCAAAACCUCUGACCUUCAAAUCUGAACCUUACAUUGCUGUUGUCCACUUUGCUCCUACGUUUACACAGGGAAAUCACAGUGAGGACAUAAGCCUGGGUGGGGAUGUGACUAUUGGCUGCCAUGCUGAGGGAAACCCUCAUCCUGCCAUUCACUGGGUCUACCCCCCUGCAGACAACGUGAAGGAGGCCACUUGGGGGCGCCAGAGCAACAUAACUAUCCAACAGGCCACGUCUACCAACGCUGGUCAGUACAUCUGCGUUGCCACGAAUGAACUAGGGAAGGUGACAAGGCUGGUCACAGUGGCAAUAAAAGAUGAAGCUGCUCAAAGCGUGCUGGGCUUCUCCUGGUGGUAUCUGCCUUUGAUCAUUAUCAGCGUUGUCAUCGUGCUCUUCGCGGUCACUCUCCUCCACUGUCAUAGAAAACAUGGAAGAUAUAGUUUUAUGACUGUGAGAACGAAUGAAGAAAUCCCUCUGGGCACUAAGUCUGCAGCUGGGGGUAUUCAUUAGGCUAAUUGGUGGAGUUACUGUGGAAACUAAACAUGAAUGACCCUUUUCUUAGAAUAUUAUAAUAAUUCACUAUUACACACAGGAAUUACAGUGAUAUCUUUUGAAUGGAAACAUUAUAACAGAGACAAAGCAACUAUAUUAUUCAAUUGUUUAUAUACGUGUGGAAGUUAAAAUUUAUUACGUUUCUUAUUAUAUUACAUUUCUUAAUCAUCUUCAUUACUAUUUACUCUGGAGGUAAGCUGUUUAUAUUUUUUUGGUUUCCUCGUGUAUUUCCUCUUGAUUUUACAGUAACCUUAGACUUCUGGAUUUGCUUCUUUGCAAAUGUGUUUUAGUCACGUUAACAAAAUAUUUGGCUGUUUUAAAUGAAUUGCUACGAUGUGCCAGAGUGGCCUGAGCAAUGGUCAGGCGAGCGGUCUUCGCCUAGAACGCGGUCACGCAAGUCGACUUUAAAACUUUGUUGCGCAUUUAUCUUGUCAUUGUGGUACUGCUUCUUGGCGCGAGCAAAAGUGAUGUGUAAAGGCUCCUCAUUUGUUGCGCAAGAGUUCAUUAAAAGAUCACAAUAAACUUUCCUAAUACAAAGUGUUAUUUGACAUGUGAUUAAUGCAAUGGUUAGUGUCUCUUAUUAAAAACAUCUUGCAAUGUGAAAA
This is a messenger RNA of Betta splendens (Siamese fighting fish), 3681 nucleotides long. Its product is annotated as hemicentin-1-like. Gene Ontology annotation, biological process: cell-cell adhesion. Lineage: Eukaryota; Metazoa; Chordata; Actinopteri; Anabantiformes; Osphronemidae. Gene Ontology annotation, cellular component: membrane. The record is from RefSeq and is a predicted model, not a curated record. The transcript has 10 exons. Bases 149 to 3034 code for a protein of 961 amino acids. Gene Ontology annotation, molecular function: integrin binding.